UUACUUAAUCUAUUUGAGUGCGUGCGUGCAUAAAUACAGGUUUUCAGAUCUAAUUACUUAUGUUGACCUUCCACACAUACGCAACUCCAACAGGAAAAACAUCAAACCACGCAGUUCGAAAUCAUCGCUAAUCAGAUCACCAUGGCACCGAUUCUGUACCUGAUUUCUAUAAGCCCUCCUGCGCGCUCCGUCCUGAUGACCGCCGAGUCAAUCGGACUAAAUCUGCAACUCAAGGAGGUCAAUUUGCUGAAAGCAGAACACAAGAAACCCGAAUUUCUGAAAUUAAACCCGCAACACACCGUUCCAACCUUGGUAGACGAAAACGGCUUCAUCUUAUGGGACAGCCACGCCAUCAUGCCCUAUUUGCUCUCCAAGUACGCCAAAGACGACACUCUGUACCCCAAAAACGCGACAAAACGGGCUUUAGUUGAUCAGAGGUUGCAUUUCGACAGUGGUGUGGCUUGGGCAACGACGAAGUUGGUUCUGAGACCCAUUAUCUACCAUGGAAAAAAGGAAAUACUGCAAGAACACGUCGAUGCGGUACACGAAGUCUACUCUUUCGUCGAAAGUUUCCUAGAAGGCAAGCAGUGGAUAGCUGGGGAUUCUGUGACCAUAGCAGACUUUAGUUUCAUAACGACCUUGACUUCUCUUGACGUUAUUAUCAAAAUAGAAGCGACCAAAUAUCCGAAAUUGGUGGCUUAUCUUGAGAAAACUGAGUCAUUGCGUGAGUGCCAGGCCACCAGGAAUAGAUUCGACGGUUACGUUGCUCUCAUUAAAUCAAGAUUGGCUUGAAGUAUUUGUAAACAUAUACUUACAUGUAAAAUAAAUUAAAUUUAUUGAUU
Messenger RNA from Zophobas morio, 842 nucleotides. Its product is annotated as glutathione S-transferase 1-like. Bases 142 to 792 code for a protein of 216 amino acids. NCBI's taxonomy places the organism in Eukaryota, Metazoa, Arthropoda, Insecta, Coleoptera, Tenebrionidae. Gene Ontology annotation, molecular function: glutathione transferase activity. Gene Ontology annotation, biological process: glutathione metabolic process. The transcript is spliced from 3 exons. The record is from RefSeq and is a predicted model, not a curated record.